UGGAGCUUAGAAAUCCUAGAAGCAGGUCGUUGUUUUUCUUCCUUAAGUAAAGAGUGUUUACUUAAAAUUGUUGUGUCUCUCAUUUAUUCUCUUCAAGCACUUUACUAUUAAGUUUUUGCUAUCUGAGUAUGUUUUGGACCAGGUCUUAAAGUUGGAGGACAACUCGUUUGAACUCUGAUGAUACAAUUUUUAUAUAUUAUCUCAAUUCCUGCACUAAACAUAUCGUAGUGGUUCCUUUCUCUUUUCUUUCAAUUAUUCCCUCUUUAGCUUUUCAACUUUAAAAAAAGUUGCGCCAUGUUUUGUAAUUAUGAUGGAGCAACUAUUAUCAUUUUAAAUACAUUCAACCUCUAUAUACAUAGUGACAUUAUGCAUGGCAAAUAGUGAGAUAACGGACAUAGAAGAAAAUUGUGAAGUUUUCAUAUCAGAGUAAUCAAAGGGAGUUUAUUAGUUGAAGGGAGGUGUUUAUUUUGUGGAGCUUUGAACUCAAUUUUUGUCCAGAGUAUUGAGUUAUAUUGAGAAGGCUGUUGUAUCUUGGAGGGAACAAGUGAAAGAGUAUUACUGCUGGAUCGGAGAAACAAUUGCCGCAAUGGGCUUGAAUCUCUUUAAAGAGAGCGAGAUAUCUGCGCCUCCCCUCCGAAAGCAGUUAUGGAUUACCCGGAGGAGGUUUCUCAUCCAAGGAUGUUUAGGUGGUUGGAUGCAAAGAGCAACACCAAAAUUAAGGAGGCUGAUCUCUUUAACCCUUCGGAUGAUGCAGUUGUUCAUCCAUGGAUCGUGCCUACUGAGGAGGAGUCAUUGAUGACUUCUUAUAUUACUCUUGGUCAUAUUGAUAUUAUAGUAGACCCAAUGGUGGAUUUAAAAAGGAAGGAAUUGGCUGAAGCAAUAGCCAUAAGAAUAGCAGUUAGGCAAGGUCAGCCUAAUGUUGAGGCUCUUCAUGACCAACCUACUAAGGCAGAUUCGGGUGCUUCUUUGGAUGGAGUUGUUGGUGUUGGUGGCAGGCAUGCUGAUGCUGCUACCACUCGUGAUGAUGUUGGUCAUUAG
This is a messenger RNA of Capsicum annuum, 1038 nucleotides long. RefSeq lists its product as uncharacterized. The record is from RefSeq and is a predicted model, not a curated record. The coding region runs from base 646 to 1038 and encodes 130 amino acids. The transcript is spliced from 3 exons. Lineage: Eukaryota; Viridiplantae; Streptophyta; Magnoliopsida; Solanales; Solanaceae.